Biomphalaria glabrata is the source of this 4159-nucleotide messenger RNA. Its product is annotated as NXPE family member 1-like. The record is from RefSeq and is a predicted model, not a curated record. The transcript has 14 exons. Lineage: Eukaryota; Metazoa; Mollusca; Gastropoda; Planorbidae. The coding region runs from base 722 to 2290 and encodes 522 amino acids.
UCAUUACUGAUUUUCAUUAAUGGAAAUAAUAGAAAAACUAUACAGACAUAAAGAAAACAUGCAUAGACAAUUGAAUUGUAGACAUAUCUCUAGACGACUUAAUCGAUCCUAAACCUUGCAAGUUGUGAGUGAGCGAGUGACAACCAAGAAGCCGAUGAAGCUCUGUGAAAGCCACGAUCUACAUAGUGUACAUACAAAAUUGUGACGGACUGGUGAACAUAGUUUCUAAUUCAGACUUAAUGCUUGUUUGUCACACACACUAAAUCUGACCACGAAUCUUUUCUUCAAUGUUUGUUCUUUGUUGUGGUAGGUUAACAGCUAGUUGCCUUAGUGCCUAUAUCCUGUCGUACCAAGUGUAAUGGUUUCAAAGCGUAGAGCAGUUUUAGUUUUCAUUUCCGGCUGUAUUUUGAUCCAUGGGAUUCUCUUCAUUCAGAAAUUUAAAGAGCAUAUAGGCCUACCAGUGCAUUAACUUAUCAUAAGUAAACUAAACAAGAUAUACUCACAAAAAUUAGUACCACAACAGAAUGCACAAGGCUCAACGUUACUGAUCAACAACGUUCAAGAUUAUCUUCAGUUCCGUGUCCAGUUAGUCGAACGAUUUGACUUGGUCAAUUCUGUGUAUGGCUCAAACCAAACUUGCCUACAGAUCUUGUCUAGACCUAGAGACUACUGGCGCAGUGCUACCAAUGGGAGUUUCACAGCUGAGCAAGAUCACCACAGAAUGACACUCGCUGUCAAUUGUGGAGCGCAGUGGAUCAGAGAGUAUUUGACUACACCACCAAAAGACGCAUGGUACGAUUUUGAGAGAGAGUAUCUGAUGGAUUUGCCGAUUACCGAUUUAAAAAAGGCUUCGAGUUUCGUUUUCUCCACAGCUCAGUUGCUCAAUGCCAGCACCAACUUCAUCAUUGGUGACGUCGUAGCAGUCCUAGUAACCAUCAGAGACGGCUACGACCAACGGAAACACAAAGGCGGCGAUGAAAUUACAGCGUGGUUCAAUGACAUUCAACGCGACAGCAAGAUGGCCGCAAAAGUUACAGACUUCAACAACGGUACCUACCUAAUCAGUUCCGUACUGCCAUGGCAAGGUACGCUCAGGUUAUCUAUAGAAUUGACUUACUCCCGGGAGUUCUUCAUGGCCUUGUUAACGAGCCAUCUUUUAAUCAAAGCUUUCCAACAAACUAUUGCAGGAUUUGCCAACACUAAAGCCAAUGAGUCGACACCUUGUUUUAACACCCCUGUAUUGCCUGGCUACAACGCAAGUGAAGUCUGUAACUUGACAUCUUUGAAUGGAUCGCCAUGGUUUUGUGGUCUUCCUGUGAAGAAAGAGCUGACCUGCCAGGACUAUAAGUGGACAAGACUACUAUUUAACAAUGCUGACGCUCCACUGCUGCCAGCAGAGUUGUCGAUACUUCGUGACAGAAGGUAUGGCCUAAUAGGAGUCAAAGAACCAAUACUAAUCGAUGUUUUAGCACCUUCAAGUUCGUCCCAAGACAAGCAGAUGAGAAUUGUGCCUUUGAUUCCAUGCCACCAAGUUCCUGCCAGAAAAACAUGGGAACAGGAAGAGUCAGCGGGAUAUUUCUAUGCUGACAUUGGAUGGGUGUCUUUACAGUGCUACCCCGGGCAUGACUUUGAUGCUGCAUGUCGCAAAGAUGUUGAGAUUUUGUUCCUUGGAGACUCCAAUUUACGAGGACACUAUUACAUGGCUGCAGACGCUAUUCCAUGUGAUCACAUUCUGAAAGCUGCCUCUGAGAAGUGGCACAAGCCUCUCUUGUGUCUGGACAAAGAGAACAACGUCACCUUAAGAUGGCUACCUCAUUCCAACCCUUUUAAAACAUAUGCCACUCAGUGGGCCGACCCUCUGAAUGAUUUGAUUCCUUCCAAUGUUGCCAUUGACAACAUUCCCACCACUGGCCGUUAUAUAGUGGUCUUGAACCACUACCUUCACAUUACAGGGCAACAUAUUAGUGCCUACGUGGACAAGAUGAUCACCAUCAAAAACUCCCUACUAAAUGCCUUUGCCAGGAAUCCCAGUAUCACUGUUGUCUUACAGGGUCCCCAUAUUGUUACUCGUGAGGGCAGCUACAGGGGCGGCGACAUGAUGAUCCGUUUCAUCAAUCGAAUCCACAUGGAUGUAUUCAAAGAGCUGAGAGACAAAGUCCUGUACUAUCCUGUGCUGGACAUGACGAUAGCCAGCAGGAACAACGACACACACCCAGAGGCCUAUGUCCGCAGAGAGUGGACCAGAUAUCUGUUUGCACUCAUGUGUAACCGUUUGAAUGGAAGCUCUUGAGAUUUUAAUGACAUUUGAAAGAAAGGCUUCGAGUGUGGAGUUUGCCGAGUCAGAGAGCAUACGGGGCUUCUCCAUCGUGGAUGUUAUCCAGGCCUGAACAAGUUGUUGUGGAUAGUGGUCCAGUGCAUGAUGGUCAAUAGUUGACUUGGUACUUACUUUGCACAGUUCAGGCCGAACUUCGACUAACUGGGAGACUGAGGAAACGGUCUCAUUCUAUUAACAAAGCUUCUAUCAACUCUCUUAGUCUGUCAGUUUGGUAAAAUGCUUGUACACGUUUUUUUUUCAUACAUCUAUUCUCGGAUCAAGCUGAAAUUUUACACAAUUAUUUCUUUUACCUGACAAAACAAGAAUCAAUUUUUAAAAUUGUAACCUAUUAGUUAAUUAACUAUUGGUAAUUAAUUAUUUUGUUUGGUAUCUCGAACAAGGGAAAACCAUUGUACUUGACUGAAGUGGUGGUAUAAACUGAAUUAGCCCCCUUUAUAGGUCGCCGCUCUAAAUAGAAACAAAUAAUAUAUAACUAUACAAUCUUCUCUAGUCAUAAGUACCUCACAAGCAGAGUUGUUAGAACAUCGUCCCGAGGAGGCGUGAGCCACUAGAUCGAAUUCCGGUAGUCCCCACCCUCUUUUUCUUUGUUUGAUAUUCUAAAAGCUUUUGAAAACCAAUUACGGUAAAAAUCCACCCAGAUAUUCCUUUCUUUCUCCCCCUCCCAAGUUUCUUAACUAGUCAUAGCAUAUUGAGAAAGCUGAAAGCAAGAAAUGGCUUUAAACAAAAACAAUGUUGGCCUAGAUGUAUUGCAAAUGUAAUUACACGAAUGAUCCAAAUGUCCAAACUAAUUGAUACAAUUACACAUUUUGUAAGCGUUUUUUUUUUUAAGUAUUUUUUUUGUUGUUGACUGCCCAAGACUCAUCGAAUUCUCGGUGAAUUCCGAAUGCAUGACCUAUUCCCAAACGCUGGGUUUACAUCUAAAGCUUUUAAUUGAGAAGUUUUGAGACUCUAAGGCAGUGUUUCCCAAAUUGUGUUCCGCGGGACCUUAAUGUUCCGCGGGGCGUGAAUAUGUGUUCCACGAACUACUGGUAUAAUUAACUAGUGGGCCACCGCGUGUAUUAAUCUCUCUAAAAAGAAAUAAGCAAAGAGUGCUCUGAUAAAUACUCAGAAUGUGCGAACUGUUCCGUUAAGGGAAAUAGUUGAGAAACACUCCUCACCCAAAGGGAUGUAAUGAUGAUGAUGACGCUGAUCGUGCGUGUUCCAAUUCUUUUAUUGCUUCAAAGCAUUGUACAACUCUAGAAAGUGAAGGGAACUAAAUUAUUGAUUUUGUUUCGUUUUUUUUUUUCAUUAUCUGGUUGUUACUUUACCAUUUCCUCGGCUAGAAACAGAGAUAAGUAUAUUGUUAGUUGUUGUAGGAUAUGACCUAUAUGACUAUAUGUAGUGGGUGUGAAUCUAGAACCAAACUAUUAUGUUUAGGACAGUCUGGACGGAUAUAAUAGAGGCUAAAUUAGAAAAGACUGUAAACAGACGAGACAGGCUUUUAUCCCGGAUUUAAAAUAAACCUAUUAUAUUAAACCUAAUAUUAUUUAUAAAUGUCAUAAUUUAACUCGCUAGUAGAAUUGAAAUAGAUUAUAUCACAAUAUACACGUAUAUUCAAAUUUAACGAACAUAAUCUGUGGGAACAGCCAAGACGGCACUAUGUUACGGGCAGAUAUGUGGACAUCUUUCUGAGAAGGAUGCCUUGAGUUCAAGGUACUGAUGGAAAAAAAAGAGUUAAAUUUAAAAAAAAUGUGUGUUCCAUCGUACGCAUGAUUUCCUAGAGCAGUGGUUCCCAAACUUUUUCCUUAACUGAAAACCUCACCCACUCUGAGUAUAUAGCCGAAC